GAAAGAAAGAAAGACAAAAAAGCAGCUCAGCCAUGAUUGAAACUUCAACUAUUUUAAGGCAUCAAGAAAAGAGUUGCAAUUGUAACGACCAACGAGAUGAAAAACCAACCAUGGCUUAAGAGGUCGUGUCAAUGGCCGAGCAAAAACUUUCAAUGCGCCUAUCUGUAUCAACAUCAUCGGCCUUCUUAUGAUCCAUCAGUUAUAUUUGAUUUCUGAUUGAAGAAGAAGAAGAAGAAGAAGAUGAUGAUGAUGAUGAUGAUUUGAUUUGAUGUUCUGUAAAUAAUAUUUGAUCGGAAUUCGUAGGCCCCAUGUUUCCCCUGCUACGGCCAAAAUCUGAAGACUCGUUAAUUUUCCAACCCUACUGUUGAAUUUUUAUGGUUUUUAUCUCAAGAUCCGGUCCACCUUCUCCCCCUUCCUCUAUUUUCUCUCUAGACCUAUUCUGAUCGUUUUCUUUAAGAGAAACUUUGGUUUAUGGUUCAUGACGAUUCGGAACUUCAUGCAUAGAUAAAGUGAAGGAAGACAUAUGAAUGAAUAACAAAUGGGGAAGAAAGGGAGUUGGUUUUCUGCAGUGAAGAAGGUUCUUAGUCAACCUUCUGAGAAGAAAGACAAGAAACCAGACAAAUCUAAGAAAAAAUGGUUCCAAAAGGAGGAGAGUGUGGAUGUGAUAUCCUUUUUGGAGCAAUCUCCAUUGGAUGUUCCUGCACAACCUCCUACAGAAGAUGAUGUCAAACAAACCGAACCUGAGAAUGAGCCAAGUGAGCUUGCACAUUUGGAGGCUGCAGAGCCUGCUGUUGCUGAAGCUCAGCCGGCUGUGGAGGUUGAAUAUCCACCUAGUCCUAUCUCCUGUCGCCCAGAAAUGUCGGAGGAAACAGCAGCUAUUAAGAUUCAAACUGCAUUUCGUGGAUAUACGGCAAGGAGAGCAUUGAGAGCUCUCAAAGCGUUGAUGAGAUUGAAGACGUUGGUACAAGGGCAGUCUGUCAAACGGCAAGUGGCCUCUACUUUAAAAUGCAUGCAGACCCUUACUCAUUUACAGUCAGAGAUUCGUGCAAGGAGAAUAAGAAUGUCUGAAGAAAAUCAGGCUCUUCAGCGGCAACUUCGUAACAAACGUGAGAAAGAUCUCGAGAAGUUAAAAUUUGCUAUGGACGAUGAGUGGAACCAUAGCACCCAAUCUAAAGCACAAAUUGAAGCUAAACGAUUGAAUAAGCAUGAAGCUGCAAUAAGAAGAGAAAGGGCUCUGGCUUAUGCUUACUCUCAUCAGCAAACAUGGAAGAAUUCUUCAAAAACUGCAACCCCCACUGUCAUGGAUCCAAACAAUCCCCAUUGGGGUUGGAGUUGGUUGGAGAGGUGGAUGGCAGCUCGUCCAUGGGAAUCUCGAAACACCACUGAUUACCCAGAUCACAUUUCUAUCACGAGUCUUGCAACUCGCGCAUCUGUGGUCGACAUACUCCAAAUUUAUGCUCGUCGUGAUCAGAACUCUUCUACCAAGCUUUCUCCAAAGUCUCCUACAAGCCAAAAGUCAAGCCAAUUGCAUAAAUAUCAUUCACCUUCAACUCCCAAGGCAUUAUCUUCAUCAUCUGGCAGAAAGAAAACAAAUGCAGCCAAAUCAAAGGUAGGCAGCUGGGGUGGGGAUGAUGGUAUAAGGAGCACCACUAGUGUCAAAUCAAAGCUCUCUCGGAGGCAUACUAUUGCAGGGUCAUCAUUCAGGGAUGAUGAAAGCCUUGCCAGUUUACCUUCAGUUUCAAGUUACGCGACGCCAUCGAAGACUGUGAAGACUCGGUCCCGGUUGGCAAGUUCAUCUAGAACAGAGAAGAAAGGAACAAUGGAAAAAGGAUCUGCAAGUGCAAGUUCUGCAAAGAAGCGGCUUUCCUUUACAGCUUUUCCUAUUAAGCCAAGGAGGCAAUCUAGUCCUCCAGUUGUGAAUACUAGCUAAGUACAUUAAAAGAUGAUAAAGUUCGCAUCAUAGAGAGUGGCAGUACCAAAGGAAAGGAGGAAACAAAUUCAUUGAUCGUGAGUUCGUCAAUCCAAGGAUCGUACUUUCGUCAUUUGCUUUCUUCAACAGCUUCUACUUCCCAAGUGAGUGAGCAUAUAUAUAUAUGUUUCUUGCAAGCACCGGUCCAUGUCCAUGGUUUUUUUUUAGUUUCUUUCUUUCUUCUCUCUCUCUUUUCUUAAAAAAAAUAUUUUUCUUUUUCCCAUACCAUUGGUCUUCCUGAAAUUCUUAUCUGUAUGUAAUAAGAUUUGUUUUUGGGUUGCAUUUAUCUAUUGAAACCAUUUGUAAAUCUGUUUGUCUAUAAUAUAUUGUGAGGAUUCUUCUGGGUUUUCUUUUGAGACAA
This is a messenger RNA of Benincasa hispida (wax gourd), 2330 nucleotides long. Its product is annotated as protein IQ-DOMAIN 2-like. Gene Ontology annotation, molecular function: protein binding. The record is from RefSeq and is a predicted model, not a curated record. NCBI's taxonomy places the organism in Eukaryota, Viridiplantae, Streptophyta, Magnoliopsida, Cucurbitales, Cucurbitaceae.